AUGCAGCAUCAUUGCCUGGCUAGCAAGCCUCAGCAUUUACUGCUGUUCCUGCUUCUGUGGAUAGCUGGUGUUCUGUACAGCAAUGCAGCGGAGACAUCUGUUCCGUCUGCAUCAGCUGCCUCGAGCAGUCCGACAGUGUGUCCUUAUCGAACGGUCAACUACAUCACGCACUCGCUCGCACAGCAAUGUUUGACGACAAGUCGUCCAGCUCGCUCGAGCACAACUACGCCAGCAGCAAGUAGAUCCUCAAAUAGCAUUAGUCAAAUUUCCCUCGUCUUGAGCACAGCCGCCAUUUCGGCCAGUACACUUCCUAGUUCGGUGCAGACGGUGGACGAAAGACAUCUAGAUAAGAGCACUACAGCGAUCAAGAAGCCUACCGCCUCAGCACCCGGUUUAGAAGAGGAGGCUGAUGCAGAAUCACCACUGGGCAAGGACAACUUUCUCUCCUUUGAAGAAUGGAAAAGACGAAAUCUCGAUAAAUAUGGGCAGUCGGCGGAUCAGAUCGGGAAGCCGAAGAAACAUGACAACCUCCAUGCCCGCCGGCAGCCUGUCAACGUACUUGACACAUUAGGGGACGAAGCUGAAAUCGACCUGGAUUUCAGCGCCUUUGCUCCCGAGAAGCCACAAAUAGUUCUCUCAAAGCCCAAUGAUAUGACAAACUCGGAAGCUAGGGGAGCAAUACCAGGAAAAGAAAUGCCGAAGACGCAGUCAAGGAGCAAAGAUGCUGGCAUGACAUUUAAAGAACGUUUCAACUACGCCUCGUUUGACUGUGCUGCCACUAUCUUGAAGACCAAUGCCAAAGCCUCUGGUUCUUCAGCUGUACUCGUGGAGAACAAAGACAGCUAUAUGUUGAACGAGUGUUCCGUGGAGAACAAGUUCCUCAUUCUAGAGUUGUGUGAAGACAUCUUGAUAGAUACUAUCGUGCUGGCCAAUUUUGAAUUCUUCAGCUCGAUAUUCCGUACAUUCAGAGUCAGUGUCACCGACCGAUACCCCGUGAAGCUUGAGAAAUGGAAGGUGCUUGGGACGUUCGAAGCGCGCAACACCCGCGAAGUACAGGCUUUCUUGGUGGAGAAUCCCUUGAUAUGGACAAAGUUCGUAAGAAUCGAGUUUCUGACACACUACGGAAAUGAGUUCUAUUGCCCAGUCAGCCUGGUGAGAGUGCAUGGCACUACCAUGUUGGAAGACUACAGACACGACGAGGACACCAAUAAGGCUGAAGACCGAGACGACGAAGACGAUCAGGUCACAGAAGCCUAUGGGACGACGGAGACAGCAUUCCCCGAAGCCGUAGCUGAGAUUUUGGUUGAGCAUGUGAGCUCUAAAUUGGCCACACAAGAGGAAACCAACCUCAGUGCCAACGAAUCCAAUUUUGAGGAUGUAAAACAUUCACUUGACAGGACGAGUUCUUCUCCGCAUCAUGAUAUGCAUACAUCCAACGCUUCCGUGUAUGAGCCCUUGCAAUCUCCUCAAACUAGGAAAGUUGGUCUCCUUGAGCUUUUUCAGCAGCGGUGUCUCGCAGAUAAGAGCCAGGCGGAUCAUUACACUGCUAAUCCUAUCGUCCACCGUUCUGCGCCUGUAGAAGUUCUCAAGCAGACGCUUACCACGCAAAAAACGCCAACAAUUACUGACGGCACAAAGUGGCAGCAGCAGGCAUCAGCGUGUGGUGCUUCCCAAGCAACCACCUCCCAGCACCCUCCAAUAGCGAGCGGGCAAGAUCCUCCAGCGAAGUUUUCGGCUGGUAAAUCGUCCGUCCAGCCCAGCACUACCUCUGCGCUCACCAAAGCCACAAGUUCGCAAGGCACAAACAGCAGCAAACCGUUAGCUAGCUCCACUCAACCACCGCCUUCCAAUCCCACCAUUCAGGAAUCGUUCUUCAAAUCAGUACAGAAGCGUUUACAGAUGCUCGAAAGUAAUUCAACACUAUCACUUCAAUAUAUCGAAGAACAAUCGCGGAUUCUACGAGAGGCCUUUAACAAAGUCGAACAACGGCAGCUUGCGAAGACCACAAAAUUCUUGGACUAUCUCAAUGGGACUGUCUUCAACGAGCUUCGAGACUUCAAGCAGCAGUAUGAUCAAUUGUGGCAAUCUACUGUGAUAGAAUUAGAAACGCAGCGCGAGCAGAGUCAACGUGAAGUUAUUGCUCUCAACACCCGACUUAGUAUUCUGGCCGAUGAGCUUGUCUUCCAAAAACGUAUGGCAGUGCUUCAGUGUAUUUUAGUGUUGCUCUGCAUAGGUCUCGUCCUCUUCCCCCGAGGCGCGAUGAACAGCUACCUGGAGCAUCCAUUGCUGCAGAACAUGCUAACACGCUCUGCCACCUUCCGGAAGAGAGGUGCCUUCCUCGACACUCCGAAUUUGAGCUCAGAAUCUACUCAGCCCAGCCCCUCCUACAAGGCACAGGCCAAGGCGGCCUACAGCACGCUGCAAGCACAUCAACGAAAUCUGUCGGAAGACUUCCAAGACGGCGCGGAAACACCAGCUCUUGCCUACUCCCCACCAACGCCUUCGUCCUACGAUGCUCGCUCCGAGAUUGGCGAAAGAGAGGAUGAACACAUCGGAUCCGAUUGCUGA
Endocarpon pusillum Z07020 is the source of this 2568-nucleotide messenger RNA. RefSeq lists its product as uncharacterized. The transcript has a single exon. NCBI's taxonomy places the organism in Eukaryota, Fungi, Ascomycota, Eurotiomycetes, Verrucariales, Verrucariaceae. The coding region runs from base 1 to 2568 and encodes 855 amino acids. Gene Ontology annotation, biological process: protein folding in endoplasmic reticulum. The record is from RefSeq and is a predicted model, not a curated record. Gene Ontology annotation, cellular component: cytoplasm; membrane.